GGAAAAUGGCAAAUUUCCUCAAGAAAAUAGUUGAUCGAGCUAGGUCUCGAUCGAUAUCACCGGCAAAGCAUCAAAGGAAUGAUUAUGAGAUGUGGAAACGAAUGAAUCACCAGCAGCAAUCUUCUUAUUACGGAUCACAAACCGGAACAUAUGACUAUUUUGUGCAUCCGGAAUACAAUCAUCAUUUGCAAAAUUUUCAUGCAAGUGUUUUAUUAUGCUUGAAUUAA
Messenger RNA from Loa loa (African eye worm), 227 nucleotides. RefSeq lists its product as hypothetical. Bases 6 to 227 code for a protein of 73 amino acids. The record is from RefSeq and is a predicted model, not a curated record. The transcript has a single exon. NCBI's taxonomy places the organism in Eukaryota, Metazoa, Nematoda, Chromadorea, Rhabditida, Onchocercidae.